CCUCCUCAGUUUCUUCUUGGCUUCUCCAUUUCUCUGCCUGCAGAGAUGCUCGAAAACGCUUCCGAUUCAUCGGCCCCCUCUAUCACCGUGAAGCGAUAUGCUCCCCCUAAUCAAAGGAAUCGCGUACAUAACAGGCGUAAAUCUGGAGACCGAUUUGAAAGAACAAGCAGCUCUCAUUCAAAUGAUGGAGAAAAGAAUCAGAAUUCUUCCAGAAAUACUCCUACUCUAGAUCACACUGUAGCAGUUAGCAGCAAUCAUUUGAACGAGAAUGCUCCUCCAGGAUUGAUAGCAUUAUAUGGGUGUUGCAGCAGUGAGGCUGCUCAGCUUCUGAAUGACCGUUGGGCAGCUGCUAUCCGCUCUUAUAAUGAUCCAUCAAUUGAUCUAUCUGAAAGACCAAUCAUGUACUCCGGAAGUGGAGCAUCAGCAUGGGGACACCCAAGGCUUCCUCAUCAGGUGGAUUUUUUGGCAGAUCAUCAACGUGCAAUAUGAAACUCCAAUGCUUGCACCAAUGUCUAAUGCUCCAUCAAAGCUCAGUUAAAUUUCAACAUGCCAUGCAGAAUACCGCUGCUUGUCCUGAUGCCUAAUGCUCCAUCAAAGCUCACUUGAGGAUUACAUUUUAUGUUUGCUUCUAGUUUUAAAUACAUGAAAUGAUGCUUGGAGGUACCUUGUUUAUUAAACUAGAUAUUGAGGAACCUCUUCACUUGUUAAACUGAGAAAUUAUGUACUAUUUUAGACUAUAAUUUUCCUCU
Telopea speciosissima is the source of this 749-nucleotide messenger RNA. RefSeq lists its product as uncharacterized. The transcript is spliced from 6 exons. NCBI's taxonomy places the organism in Eukaryota, Viridiplantae, Streptophyta, Magnoliopsida, Proteales, Proteaceae. The record is from RefSeq and is a predicted model, not a curated record. Bases 46 to 489 code for a protein of 147 amino acids.